CCUUGUGGUCCAGCUCGCUGCGGAGCGCCCCAGACCCCUCGGCCCUCGCUCGUCUUCCUCCUCGCGCACGACUGGAUUCCAGUAGCGCAAGCGCCGCCGCCGCCUCCCGUUGAUUCCCCCUUCGAUUCUAUCGCUCCGACCGUUUCUCCUCCCACCACCCCACGAAUUGAUCCUGCCCUGUAUCUCCCCGUUUCAUCUCCGCUAAUUCGUAACCGAGGCAAAAAAAUCAAGGUAGGGCGGACGCCCUAGCUUGCCCUACUGGGUCCUCCGCCCGUGCCGCGGGCCACAAGCAUGAGCAAAGGCGGUGGAGGUGGGAGCUGGAGAAUGAACGGAGGCGAAUUCGGGCGGGCGGUGGCGAGGGCGGCCGUGGCACAGAUGCUGCAGGCAGCGGGCUUCACCUGUGCGCACCGCUCGGCGGUGGACGCGCUCGUCGACGUCCUCCUACGCUACAUAUGCCACCUCGGUAGCGCUGCUACUUUCCACGCCAACCUUGCCGGCCGCGCCAUCCCCAACGAGUGCGAUGUGGUACAGUUCCUCGAGGUAUCGGGCGCCGCGUACCAGGGCUUCGCGGGGGCCUCCUCUGCCUCAAGCCGCUGCCUCGUCAACUCUGAUGUCAUCAGGGAUAUCAUUAUGUUUGCUGGCGCGGCUGAUGACAAACCCUUCAUGAGGCAGCUGCCCAGAUUUCCGACACAGCACACGCUGCCGCAGUCGUCUUUGAGUUUCGCGGCGUUGGGUAGGGAGAGUGGGAUGAAGCAUGUACCGGAGUGGCUCCCAGCCUUUCCGGAUCCUCGCACGUAUUUGAGGACCGAGGUGUUGAGCGAGAAGGUUAACGAGGCCACGGUGGACGAGGUGCAGCAGCUGCGCCAGCAGAUGAAGGCUGAGAAGUCGCUGCUCAGCUUGCAACAGCGUCUGGCACUAGCAGGUGCUGAUGGGUUCCGACCUACAGCGGUGGAGGAUGGUGCUGGAAAGGGGAAGGAACUAGAUGUAGUUGGGAUCAAGAGCAAUCCAUUUCUUGACUCAGCAUUCCCUUAUGGGGAGAAGAAGGUGUCAGAGGUAGCCGUGCCAAAUGUGGGGAAUAAACUCUCUGUCCUAGAGGCCUUUGCACCUGCAUUUGCGGAAUCAGAAGGUGAAAAACUUGAUGAGGCAAGGCACAAGGAUCAAGCUCGAUGUCAGAAGAGGAUACUUCCAAAGGAGAGGCCACCGGUGUACUUUAGGAUGGGGAUUAAUAGGAAGUCAAUUGUGAUGACAUUGAAUUCGAGAGCCUUGGAGGACCGUGAAGGUCCCUUUUUCCUGAAGGAUGAUCGAAAGCGGAGGGCACGGCUGAUACUAGCGGAAGCAAUGGACAACCCACAGGAACAUACUCAACUGUAGUAUUCUUCCUACAUGUGUCAAGUCAUGGGGAAUUGGGGACAACACUAAGGACCUUUGAGGUUCAUGAUGGAGCAGGACAUGCUGAUAUCUUGAGCCAUCUAUUGCUAUAAUCUGCCAUGCGGCCUUCAUCCUGUUGGAAGUCACCUGCUUGAUUGAGCAGUGGCACCAUGCUUGUAGUCCAGGUUUCCCUCGGUGAUCUGUGAGAAGGAGCAUCCCGCCAAGAGAUCGAGGGCGAGAUACAAGGAGCUGAUAGUGCACUGCAUGUAUAGAUUGCAUUAUCUAACGGAAUCUGCCAGCAGGUCAUGAGUUGUGAUGUACUCCCUCUGUCCCAUAUUAAGUGACUUUCUAUUACAUGUAUCUAGACGCAUUUUAGACAUAGAUACAUCCAUAUUUGUGGAAAUUUGAGUCACUUAAUAUGUGACGGAGGGAGUACCAUGAUUAACUCAAUCUGUAGUUCUACAUGAAAAGAAUUGCCUUCUAUGAGCACAACCUGGUGACUGAGUAAAUUGGUAACAUAUUUUUCAUGGAAAAGUAGUAGGGCGUCUUGAGGCCUUGAGGGGAUCCCGAAAAUUAGAGACCAUAGAAGAGUGUGUUGGGUUCUUGGGUAAAGUUGAAGGGAAGAUGUCCAGAACUCUGGUUUAUGACAAGUACAAAACUGACGACUCAGAUGAGCUUUGCUGCUGAUCAAAACGUUUCUCACUUGUGGAGAGGGUGACGCUAAUCAAAACGUUUCUCACUUGUGGAGAGGGUGAUGCUGAUCUGAAGACUGAAGGGUGGUAGUUGGGAAAUGCAUUUUGGGAAGAUUUAUGGUUGGGAAAUUUAAAUGCUUGCGCUGCUGAUAUUAGGGAUGGUGAUCAAGUUAAUUUUAGUUUCUUGGAAGUUUCCUGAAACUCUAUAGAUUGAUUUGACACUGGAACUUUGACAUACGAAGAUGACGCUCACAUUUGACGACACGUGAAAAUACGGUUUACCCUUCUCAUCUU
Brachypodium distachyon (stiff brome) is the source of this 2354-nucleotide messenger RNA. RefSeq names its product transcription initiation factor TFIID subunit 8. The record is from RefSeq and is a predicted model, not a curated record. The coding region runs from base 292 to 1371 and encodes 359 amino acids. The transcript is spliced from 3 exons. NCBI's taxonomy places the organism in Eukaryota, Viridiplantae, Streptophyta, Magnoliopsida, Poales, Poaceae. Gene Ontology annotation, molecular function: protein heterodimerization activity. Gene Ontology annotation, cellular component: transcription factor TFIID complex.